GGUGGACAGACCCCAUCAGCCGACUAUUGAAGAGUUUCUGCAUUGCUGUCAUUCCAGCUGGGGGUAGCCGAUUGCGCCGCUGAAAGAUGGCGGGGGGGAUCUUCUCCAACGUGGGUAACCUGUUUGAGGUGGACUGUGCUAACGUCCACCCCCUGGUGUGUCACCUGUGCCACGAGCAGUACAAGUCUCCAUGUUUACUGGACUGCUACCACAUCUUCUGUGCCCACUGCCUGCGAGGUCGGACCAAUGACUGCCGCCUCAGUUGCCCCCUCUGCGGAUACCACUCCACGGUAAAAGGAAACAGCGCCCUCCCGCCAGAGGAUCGUCUGCUGAAGUUCCUUGUGGACAAUAACGGAGAUGUUGAGGAGGCGGUACUCUGUGCCAACUGUGACCAAGAAAGUAACCAAAAGGAGACAGGGCAGAUGUUUUACUGUAACACUUGCAGCCAGCCACUUUGUGCCACCUGCCGAGAGCUGACACACAAGGCCAGAAUGUUUUCCCACCACGAGAUUGUGUCGAUGGCCAAACGCACCAAAGCCAAACACAGAAAAUGCUCUCUCCAUGAAGAGCCUUACAUCCUUUUCUCAACAGAGAAUAAAUCUAUGCUUUGCAUCAAAUGUUUCAGAGACAUGCAAGUCGAGAGUCGAACUCACUGCAUUGACAUUGAAACAGCUUACGUCCAGGGUUGUGAGAUGUUGGACCAAGCAGUGCUGGUGGUGAAGGAGCUGCAGACUUCAACUGGAGAGGCAAUCCAUCUGCUGAGAGCAAUGAUCGGGGAAGUGCGUCUGAAUGUGGAGGAAGAAGAAAGUGCAAUCUGCAGUCUGUUCAACAGUUUGCAGGAAAAGCUAGCAGAGAGGAAAAAGAUUCUGCUGAAAGCAGCUCAGAGUCAGCACGAGGAGAAGGAGAAAGCAUUAAAGGAGCAACUGUCUCACCUCACUGCUCUACUUCCAACGCUUCAGGUCCACCUGGUCACCUGCUCAGCCUUUCUCAGCUCAGCCAACAAAUAUGAGUUUCUGGAUAUGGGCUAUCAACUCAUGGAGAGGCUGAAGAGGAUUGCAAAGCUCCCUCAUCGACUGCGGCCUGUGCAAAGCAGCAAGAUCAACACCGAGUACAGGAGUGAGUUUGCUCGUAGCCUGGAGCCUCUGCUGCAGAUGGGAUCACGCCGCCCUCCUUCUGUCGCCGGUUCUGCAAGCAUUGUCACAAGGCUCCAGUCCCCUCUCUCCUUCCCCUGCCACUCUCCGUCUCUCAGUGAGAUGCCGCUGGGCUCUGUGUUUGGGCGAAGGCCGACAUCUCACAGGAACAUAUGCACUAAGGUCCUCCUGGCUGAGGGCAGGGAAACCCCUUUCACUGAGCACUGCCGGGACUACGAGAACGCCUACAGGUCUCUCCAAACAGAGAUCCAGAGUCUGAAGGACCAGGUCCAGGAGCUGCACAGAGAUCUGACCAAACACCAUUCCAUCAUCAACACAGAGAAAAUGGGAGAGAUCUUGGACAGGUCCCUGAAUAUUGACAACCAGAUUGCUGCUCAGUACUCCACCGUGGAAACGAUGAGAGUGAUGUUUGAAGAGAUCUGGGAUGAAACUUUGCAGAUGGUCAAUAAUGAGCAGGAGAUCUAUGAAGCUCAGCUUCACGACCUGAUGCAGCUGAAACAGGAGAACUCUUACUUAACCACCAUCGCCCGACAGAUCAGCCCUUACAUCCUGUCAAUCGCAAAAGUUAAAGAGAGGCUGGAGCCCAGGUAUAAUUUUUCUUUCAGGUUUCAGGAACCUAAAGAGCAUCUUGAUGACCGAACUGAAACAAUGCUGAAAAUCUACGAAGAUAGCACAGUGCCAAAGGACGGUCCAGACAGCGAAAACCAGAGUUACGUCACAGAUCAGGACAAAAACAAGAACAGCCGCACGUUGAUGCUGGAGCCAGUGGAGAUUUCCGUCAAGAGCAGCCGAGCCGGCAGGCAGCGGGGCCCCGUGGAGACGUCAAGCAAAAAUGACAUUCCUUCAUCACCGCCACCAUGUCAUUUCAUUUCUGAAGCUGGUCCCUUCUCCGGCGGAACAGCAGGCCUUAAUUCAGCCCUAACAAGCCCAGGGUGGUAUAUGAUGUGCUCGCCUGCCCGCAUACAGUUCGGUACAUGACACUUUCGCUGCCGUGAGCCGUCAACAGCUCCACGGCGAGCCCUUGGAUUGACACUAACUGGAUGUACUUGAAGGCUGAAAACUCCCAGCUGUUGGAGCAUAAUGUUUGACUGUCUCCUUUGUUCAAACAGUCACUGAACAGAAUCAUUUUAUUUUGUGAGUCGUGAACAACCUUAGUGGAUAGAAACAGCCAGAGACUAAAAAUCUGACCUCUCAGGAUUCGUGCUCAGUUUGUGUUUUAGCGUCUAACAUGAUAACAAAAUGCUAAGUGUGGAGUUUUCUUUUUGCACAACUUGUUCGUUGCAUAAGUCACUUUUAUGAGGGAUUGCGGUAGAUGACGGAUGACAGGUCAGCUAAAUUUGACCUGUAGACUGUUGGAAAACACGUGACAGCACAUGGAUCACAGCAAACGAAAUGAUGCGUGUGACGAUUGGUGACGCCUGUCAUUUGCAGCAUGCCAUGCAUCUUUUGAAAUAAAGCAGAUUGUUGUCCCUUU
Molecule: messenger RNA, 2625 nt
Organism: Fundulus heteroclitus (mummichog)
Lineage: Eukaryota; Metazoa; Chordata; Actinopteri; Cyprinodontiformes; Fundulidae
Gene: rnf207a
Product: ring finger protein 207a
Exons: 18
Coding region: 87-2129 (680 amino acids)
Biological process (GO): regulation of cardiac muscle contraction; regulation of heart looping
Cellular component (GO): perinuclear region of cytoplasm
Molecular function (GO): transmembrane transporter binding; zinc ion binding; Hsp70 protein binding
Source: RefSeq, a predicted model, not a curated record